AUACCUCUGGUGGCUUUUCCAUCGAGCCAGAGUCUCCAGAAAGGGAAAAACAAACCACAGAGUCACUGUUUCUUAACCGGACAGCAAAUCUUUUAGGAAUGGCGGCUCCCAACCUCAGGAUUACUGCUUGGCUGUUUGUGAUCUCAGUUACUUUUUUUCUUUUAAUCAUAUCAUCGGGAUAUUAUCAAAAAGCAUCAGCCUGACUGCUGUCUCAGGAAAAUUCAGACACAGAGGUGAAGGCAGUUUGUUUGAGUACUGGGAUAUCAUAAGAAACUCAACUUCACCUCCUCCUGUGUUCACCACAUCACAUAAACCUAAAAUUGCUGACGCCACAAAAACAGUCCCGGCGACAAAGCUAAAAACCGACCGUGUCGCAGCCACCACGAGUGCCCCCGUGGCCGAGACUCCCAUGCCCAUCCUCUCCAAGAGUUCCUUCCAGAGGCUUCCUCAGUGGGAUUUUGAGGAUGUUUAUAACCAGGAUGCCCCACCCAGACAGACAACGUGUGCCCAGUCUCUGCGCAAAUCUGAGGAUCAGAGCUUCAAGAAGGCUUUUCUUCCCAACAUACGUCUUUAUCUGCACAAAGACAACUUCAACAUGAGCGAGUGGAACCGACUUUCACAUUUUAACAACCCGUUUGGUUUCAUGGGAUUCAAAUACGAAGAGGUGAUACCUGCAGUGAAGUUGAUCCCGAAGCCGAACGAGCCGCUGCUGCUUCCAAAGCCCGGCAGUGGCGGGUGCGUGCGCUGUGCCGUGGUGGGCACCGGGGGGAUCCUCAACGGCUCUAAAAAGGGGAAAGAAAUCGAUUCUCACGAUUACGUUUUCCGUGACAGAUUGCGAUGCUUGUUACAGGUUUUUUUUGCGGUAAGAAAGUGACAAUUGCAAAAAAAGUUACGAUUCUUGAAAAAUUUGAAGAAAACAAUCAAUGCAUAUGCAGCAGCAGUAAUGUUGUUGUGGUAUUCAGAAGAGAAAAAAAGCCAAAAACUACAAAGAAUUACUUAAAUUAAAAUUAUUUAAUUUAUAAAUUAUUUUAUAUAGAUAAAUUCACACAUUGGCAGACGUCUGUCGGCUCUAGCGAAGAUGAAUUCUGCCCAGAAACAGCAGCAGUGAUGCUAACAGGCUAUACAAAGUAAGCUCUUGCAGGUUUUCUUUCAUUCGUAGUAUUUUUUGGGGUCUUAUUAUGCCUUAAAUGUAUCGAGGCAGCUGAGGAAUGACGGGGGAAAGUGGGGAUAGAUAGAUAGCAAGAGGGAAUGAGGUCCGAGCGUCUCACAGUUACUGAGAAAUUAUCUGUGUUUAUCUCCCAGAUAAAGUCAGCACAGAUUAAGAGCACGAAGCCCUUCUGUCGUCGUGGUAGUACCAAAACACCACGUAUAGCUGAUAGUCUCUCAUUCAACGUGUGUUAGUGAGAGAGGUAAGAACGUAAGAACGUGUGUUAAUAUAGGAUUUAUUGGCCAGGGUCGAUCGGUAGAUACAAAUAACUGCACUGAAUUUAAAGGGAUGGUGAACACUUUUUUUAUGCAUUACUUUUGUGUUUCGGGUAUUAGCCGUGUUUCCAUCCCAACUAAUCGCAAGUUUUAACCAAGUUAAUCUGCAAAAGAAAACGCAAUUGAAUGGUUGGAGAUGGUGCAUUAUGUAGAGCCAGUUGAACCACAAAUGUGAAGAAAAAACGAUGCAGAAAACACACCAGAAGUACACGUGUUAUGUAUUAAUGUGAGGAAGGUUACAUCGGGUCUGUGUGACGCGACUGUUAAUGUUUUUAUUGAAUCAUGGGAGCAAUGUCCAGGUAGAAACAGUGAAUUAAAUGUUUGCUACAUCAGAACAUAAAACACAUUGAUGGACACGGGCUAUUGUUUAUUUUUUAGGUUAAAGUUAAAUUAUAUGAUAAUAAAAAUAUAUAUAUGGAAGUGUAGGAUAAUUUAUUGCAUUUGGUGUGCGUUUUAUCAUUCUGGGAAUGAUGCAAAACAUUAAUAUAUUAUCAAGGUGUAAUGUGUGAGUGUGUUUUUUUUAUUGUGAUUUGGGGUUAAUUAUUUUGAUUUUGAAAGGGCUACGAAUGGUUCCUCCUCUCCUGUCUUACUUACUUCAGCGUCUGGUCGGACAUUAUUGCAUGAAGUAUGCGGGCGUUACAAACCAGAAACACCUCACAUGGAAGUUGCGUGUGAACGUUUGUUUUAAGGAUGGGAACCAACCAUCCCUCCGCUGUAUAAUGAGCACUUUAAGUUCACACCUCUGUACUUUGACUUUGUAAGAUUUUUUAACUUUAUAAUGGAAUAUAUGUUUGUAUUUAAAUAAAGGAUCUUGAAUA
Molecule: messenger RNA, 2300 nt
Organism: Morone saxatilis (striped sea-bass)
Lineage: Eukaryota; Metazoa; Chordata; Actinopteri; Moronidae
Product: alpha-N-acetylgalactosaminide alpha-2,6-sialyltransferase 1-like
Molecular function (GO): sialyltransferase activity
Source: RefSeq, a predicted model, not a curated record